GAGCGUCGCCAAGUUUAUUGAAAGCGCAGAACCCGUGAGCUUCGGACGUGUUUCGCUCGGCCGCAUCUUUCUCUCCGUCCGCCUCCGACUUCGAUCUCCGAUCUCCGAUCCCGCGAACCCGCGACAUCGCGCCCCCCUCAUCGCGCCGGACCAGCACCCUGCCCCUACCCCAGUGGAUAAUACAAUAUUUUGAUGCCCCUGCCAGUUCGAAUCGUGAUAUCGUGCGGCGUUUCGAUUGAGAAAAGGCGGUGAAAAUAUUACACACUUUAGUUGUAUUUGGCAAGAGGCUGUAGAGCUGCGCGCUGCGAUUUUGUCAUCGGCGCGAUCAUUGUUAUUCUGCUCCUACGCGAUAAUUAUUCCCAACUCGUCGCGGAUCUUUGGGCAAUGCCCAAUUCUAUAUUUUUGAUUGCGUGACAAAUUCAAGAAACAGCCAGAAACAAAAACAAGCGCAAAUAAAUAAGCAGCUGAAGUAAACAAAAAUACAAGCUCACCCACGAAAAUGCAGAUCGAUUCGAAGCCGCGCAGGCGCAGUGGCUUAACCGUCAUUACGCUGCUGCUGAUCAUCAAAGCCGUAGCUGGAAGGCCUGAUGUGCGGGAGUCGCCCUUCGCCCGCAACCUGCAGCCCCCGCUGCUGCAGCAGGACGAGUCCUUCAACGGCGGAGGAUCGUCGGGCAGGGCGGUGGACAGCUACGGCAACCCCAUCGACGCCCUGCGGCCCAUUGACACGCCCGAUGGGCGGAAGGUGGUCAGUGCGCAGGGCGUGCAGUUCGAGAUACCCACCUACGCCUCGGGCAUCACGGAGAUCCGGCGCCCGGCCGAUGAUCUGCUGCCGCCGCACAUUGGUGAGUUAGCCAACGACGGCAACGGUGCCCGCAACGGCACCAACGAGGGACCCCAAAAACAGAGACCAGGGACCGAAACGAGCACAGACACUCCACUGACACCGCUCACGAGUAGUUCUCCUAGCAGUAACCCUAGUAGUAGAAACAGCACCCGCAACGCACUAGCAGCACCUCCACCCAUUGCACCCACUAAUAACAAGCUGGCCAAGCGCGACUCGCAGGGCGGCCAGUUCCCCAUUGCUCCACCCAGUAAUCACCACGUCCCGCCCCCCUUUUCCCUGAUCAAGUUGAAUCCCUUCGAGAACGGCGAUUCGCCCGUCACCCAAAUCGGUUCCCGGCCCAAACACGCGCCCUGUCCUGCUCCCUCCCCCAACGCGAAUUGCUCGAAAUACUCAACUCCGAAUCCGAAUACUCCUCUCCAACCAGAUGCCAUCGCUGUGGGCCUGGAACCCAGCUCCGAUCCGAACCCGAAUCCGAGUCGGAACUCAUACUCUGGCACAACAUCAGCCUCUGCACACGCACAAAUUCCAGCCACAUCACUAACACCGCCCCUCCAUGAUCCAUUACCCGACACAACGACGCAUGCGGAUGCGGAUGCAGUUGUGGAGGUGGAGCAAGCCCACCUGGUGCCACUCGCCCAGCAACAGCGAGAGGAAAGCGUCCAGGAUGUACAGCUGGUCAGUGGCUCGCUGCCGGACUACCUCAAGGAGCUUCAGCGCCAGGACGCCGACAUUGAUGGUCCUGUGCCCUGGAAGCCAGCCGAAGACGGAGCGCCACUGAGCGUGAUUGCCUGGGAUCUGCUGCCGCCGUAUCCGGAGAAGGAACCGGCGAUCAUUACGCAGACGGAGCAACAGCCCGCCAAGCGUGUGCAGGGUAUCGUCGAUCCGGUAAGCCAGAACAUACGGAUCAGCCUGAGCAGCGGAAAUGCCUUGAGUGCGGCGGAGCCUCAGCCACAAAGCCAUCCGCCCGUGGAGCACGGCACCAAUGCCCAUGUGGGCAGCACCACGCCAAGCAACCCGGGACGUUUUCCCAACCGCCAACGCGGCACCGCCCACUACAGCACCACCCGAAGCAGCAGCACCACCCUGAGGCCAAGGACCACGACGACUACAACCCUGAGACCCACCACAACGACAACCACACCACGUCCCACCACGACUACUACGACGACCACAACUCCGAGGCCCACCACGAGGACCACAACUACGCGGCUCCCCACAACGAAGCCCACUAGAGCCACCACGACAACCACCGAGGAUCCCUCCAGCUUUUACCGCCUGGAAAAGGCCGAGGAGUACGCCUACACACUGCCGCCGUGGCUCCAGGAGGUGACCGAUCCGGAUCUGGACGUGGCAGUCACCUUCGCAGUGCCCACCGACAACGAUCAGUACAACCACACGCUGGCCAACGACCUGGAGCCGCCGUUCGAGCCAUUCGUGGAUCUGGGCAACAUCCAGCUGACGCCUCCGCCCACGGCCGGACUCCCGACGAGCACGGCGGCGCCGACAACGACACCUUCUCCAUCUCCAUCGACCACCAAGAGCACCACUACAACCACCACCACAACAACCACCACCACUACCACUACCACCAGAAAACCAACCACUACAACGACGCAACGUCCCACUACGCUGCGAACCACUACCUCAAAUGCACCCACAAGCACUCAACCAUCGCCACCGCCAGCUAAACUGAUCACAACCACCCAACAUGCAGAUUCGCCGCAGCCGGAGAACGCAGUCGGAGCGUCCUCCACUCCGAGCCCCGUGGAAGCCAACCCCUUCGAUUCGGCAACGAUUCCAGCCUGGCUGCGGGACUUUGACUAUCCGGACGUGGGUCCCGGCGUUCCCUUUAACCCAGACAACUUUGGAUCCGGAUCAGGAGCAAGCAGUACUCGCUCUCCCCCAACCCCGCCUCCCACAACCAUCUCCUCCUUCUCCCACUCCUCAGCUUUUCCAUCCAAAGUCACGCUUCCGCUUCCAGGCAGCAGCGAGGAGCCGCCGCUAGUGCUGGUGCCGCCCGCCGAUCACCCGGAAGCCAGUCCAGAGUCCGGCCCACCUCUACUGACCAACUCUGUCACGCCUUUUGCAGCCCGUCUGGAUCCCCAGUCUACCAUCGGUUCGCCCAACGCCAGUCCCAACUCCAUCGGCGGAGAGCAGUUCCCGCCCUUCGGCACCGCCGGCGGCAAGGUGGAGUACACUAAGAGCGACGAGGGCAAGGUCAUCAGUACUCCGGUGGCCGGCAGUAACCAGCGCAAACCCGAGAGUGCCACGCCCCCCAGCAGCAGCAGCAGUAAUAGUGGAAAGUAUACAGGCGGAUUCGGAGCUCCGCCCGGCCUUCUGAAGCCGCAUUCCGCCUCGAACUCCAACGCCGUCUCAGCCUCGAGCUCCCAAACGGACAUAUACGUGGCCGGAAACCAGCACGAAUUUAGCCAAGUGUCGAAGGCCAAUAAGGCGCGGCCUACUGUCAAUCCGGGCCGCUACACGGGAGGAUUCGGUGCGCCAACCGGCGUACUCUCCCCCCAAGCGGAGCCCCGCCCUUUCCAACACCAUUCCGUGCAACAGCCGCAGCAUAAUCUUCAGGCGGCGGCCACGGAGCAGAGGCGGGAACAGAGUCGCUUCGGUGGGCCUCCGGGCAUCCUGGUGCCCUUCGACAACGUGCAACGCACCGGGGGGCAGUAGCCGGAGUAGCAGGAAGGAAAGUCCUGCCGAUGCAGUAGUAGUUGCCCGCAAGCACUUAAAUUAUUUGUAGCCCACGUACAUGUACCUUUUGCCAAAAUACUUAUCCAAUAAACCGCCUCAGAAGUACCUAAUUGUUGCACUUACUCCAUUAGGGUGGGCGAUCGUAGUUAGCCACUAAUUAGACUUCGGGCCAUCCCACUCGAUUCCAGGCAUUUUGUGUUUGGCUCUACACUUGAACUCUUUAAGUCUCUCGGAUUUUGUUUAUAUUUAUUAUAAUUAUUGGUUAUAAUUGUUGACAUGUGCAGGUCCUGUGAUUGUACGCCCGAGAGGUGCACCAUGGCCUACUCUUACAUCUGCAUCUGUGUUGGAUUCUUCUUCGUCUUAAUGGCAGCCGUUGAUGUACUUACGGGUGGAUUUCCGAUACAGUACCUCUUUGUGCCCAUAUUGGGCCUCUCCUACAUGCUUGCUGGAAUUUUAAUGCAAGUGGGCAUGAAUAAGAAAAAUAAAUCAACUUUUGUGAUUGGAAAAGUUCUCAGCUACUUUCUGCCAAUAGCCUUCAUUCUUCUGAUAGUAUUUCUAGUAAUUCAUUUAAUAUUCAUAUUUCACUUGUGCAAGUAUAAGAAAGAAGUGUUUUAGUAUUUGACUAAGAAAACUCCAUCAUCCACUUUCAUAAAUAGUUUUUCAUUCAUAACCUAUUUCAAGACGUAAUAUUUUUAAAUCGCUAAAGUGUAUAUGUCUAGAGUGCAUAUAAUGGAUUUAAUUGCUUCUAGAAUGGUUCCAGAAUGGCUCCAAGUUAUUCGACAAUUUUCAAGAUCGAGGUCGGCCAGUAACUUUACCUUUCCGUCAAAUGUCUACUUCCCCCUACCGACUUUAUAUAAAGUAUAAGUCUCAGUCUAAAUUACAUACAUUGUUUGAAAAUGUGCGAUAAAAAUCCUCCACCAGAAACAUGGACACUCAUUUACUCCAUAAUAUGCAUUGUCCUUGGCGUUAUCCUGAGUGUAGUCUUCAUUUAUUUUGGACUUGAAGAACAGGAGAAGGUCGAUAAUCUAAAGCCAUUCAUGGAAAUUGCCUACGCAGUUGGCUACAAUCCCUACGAGAAGCAGUACAGAAAGUCACGGGCGAUAGCAGCGGUCUGCUUCGCAGGAUUUGUAUGUGCCGUCUUUUAUCUAUUCGCUGGAAUAUUUAUGCUGAUAGGGAUGAAGAUU
This is a messenger RNA of Drosophila ananassae, 4728 nucleotides long. Its product is annotated as mucin-5AC. The transcript is spliced from 6 exons. Lineage: Eukaryota; Metazoa; Arthropoda; Insecta; Diptera; Drosophilidae. The record is from RefSeq and is a predicted model, not a curated record. The coding region runs from base 500 to 3523 and encodes 1007 amino acids.